Spodoptera litura is the source of this 3143-nucleotide messenger RNA. RefSeq names its product Mitochondrial aconitase 1 (gene mAcon1). Gene Ontology annotation, cellular component: mitochondrion; cytosol. NCBI's taxonomy places the organism in Eukaryota, Metazoa, Arthropoda, Insecta, Lepidoptera, Noctuidae. Gene Ontology annotation, biological process: tricarboxylic acid cycle. The record is from RefSeq and is a predicted model, not a curated record. Gene Ontology annotation, molecular function: 4 iron, 4 sulfur cluster binding; aconitate hydratase activity.
AUGGCUCACUGUAUGAGAGUUUUGCAUGGCCAGGGAACCAGGACACGAGCUGUGCUCUUGGAGAUCCAGCAAAGAUGCUUCAGCGUGUCCCCCCUCACCGCUGCGGCGGCCCAGGUUGCGAUGUCGAAGUUCGACCAGAGCCCACUGCCCUACGAGAAGCUGACCAAGAAUUUGGAAGUUGUGAAGAAGAGGUUAGGUCGUGACAUGACCUUGUCUGAGAAAGUGCUGUACUCUCACUUAGAUGACCCUAAAGGACAGCAAAUCGAGCGAGGCACUAGCUACUUGCGCCUGCGACCUGACAGGGUUGCCAUGCAAGAUGCCACCGCACAGAUGGCCAUGUUGCAGUUCAUCUCGUCAGGGCUGCCCCGCGUCGCCGUACCCUCUACCAUCCACUGCGACCACUUGAUUGAGGCUCAGAUUGGUGGUGACAAGGAUUUAGCCAGAGCUAAGGACAUCAACAAAGAGGUAUACAAGUUCUUGGAGACAGCGGGAGCUAAAUAUGGCGUCGGUUUCUGGAAGCCAGGCUCCGGUAUUAUUCACCAGAUCAUCCUGGAGAACUACGCCUUCCCUGGACUGCUUAUGAUCGGAACUGACUCUCACACACCCAACGGGGGCGGUCUUGGUGGUCUUUGCAUUGGUGUGGGUGGCGCUGACGCCGUCGACGUAAUGGCCAGCAUCCCAUGGGAACUCAAGUGCCCCAAGGUCAUUGGUGUUAAGCUUACUGGUCAGCUGAAAGGCUGGACGAGCCCUAAGGACGUGAUCCUGAAGGUCGCCGGCAUCCUGACGGUGAAGGGAGGCACUGGUGCCAUCGUGGAGUACUUCGGCCCCGGUGUCGACUCCAUCUCCUGCACUGGUAUGGCCACCAUCUGCAACAUGGGUGCUGAGAUCGGAGCUACCACUAGCGUGUUCCCCUACAACAACCGUAUGGAAGCCUACCUGAAGUCGACUGGCCGCAGCGACAUCGCCGGACUAGCCAACAAGUACAAGCACCUCCUCACUCCCGACUCUAAGGCACCUUAUGACCAGGUUGUGGAAAUCGACCUGUCGACUCUGGAGCCGCACGUGAACGGUCCGUUCACUCCGGAUCUAGCCAACCCUAUCAGCAAGUUGGGCGACAUCGCCAAGAAGAACGACUGGCCCGUCGACAUCCGCGUCGGACUCAUCGGCUCCUGCACCAACUCUUCGUACGAAGACAUGGGACGCUGCGCCAGCAUCGUCAAGGAGGCGCUGAAGCACGGCGUUAAGUCGAAGGUUCCGUUCAACGUGACUCCUGGCUCGGAGCAGAUCCGCGCCACCAUCGAGCGGGACGGUAUCGCACAAACACUGCGAGAGUUUGGAGGCACUGUGUUGGCUAACGCGUGCGGGCCGUGCAUCGGUCAGUGGGACCGCAAGGACGUGAAGAAGGGCGAGAAGAACACGAUCGUGACGUCAUACAACAGGAACUUCACCGGCCGUAACGACGCCAACCCCGCCACACACUGCUUCGUCACCAGCCCCGAGCUCGUCACCGCUCUGUCUCUUGCUGGUCGCCUGGACUUCAACCCUCUGACGGACUCUCUGACGGGCAGUGACGGCAAGAAGUUCAAGCUGUCUGACCCCUUCGCGGACGAGCUCCCCGCUCGCGGUUUCGAUCCCGGCCAGGACACGUACCAGCACCCACCCAGUGACGGCAGCAAGGUGCAAGUAGACGUGGCGCCCACGUCGGACCGCCUGCAACUACUGGCGCCCUUCGACAAGUGGGACGGCAAGGACCUCACCGAGAUGACGAUCCUCAUCAAGGUGAAGGGCAAGUGCACCACCGACCACAUCUCCGCUGCUGGACCCUGGCUCAAGUACAGAGGACAUCUCGACAACAUCUCCAACAACAUGUUCAUUACCGCCACAAACGCUGAGAACGGUGAGCUGAACAAGGUCCGCAACCAGAAGACAGGCGAGUGGGGCGCAGUGCCCGCCACGGCGCGCGCGUACAAGGCGGCCGGCAUCAAGUGGGUCGUCGUCGGAGACGAGAACUACGGCGAGGGCUCCUCCCGCGAGCACGCCGCGCUCGAACCCAGGCACCUCGGUGGCAGGGCCAUCAUUGUCAAGUCAUUCGCUAGGAUUCACGAGACCAACUUGAAGAAGCAGGGUCUAUUGCCGCUGACAUUUGCCAACGCCGCCGACUACGACAAGAUCCAGCCCACCGACAAAAUCUCGCUGCUUGGACUCAAGGAUCUCGCACCUGGCAAGCCCGUCGAUUGCGAGAUCAAGCACCAAGAUGGCAAGACAGAACGCAUCAAGCUCAACCACUCACUGAACGAACAGCAGAUCGACUGGUUCAAGGCCGGCUCUGCACUCAACAGGAUGAAGGAAAUCGCUUCCAAGUGAACGCGCUCGCUCCCAAUUUUAUAAAUACUAUCUUGCACUGGACGCCCGAACACAAAAGUAGGGUAAUUUUAGAAGUGUAGUACCAUUCAAAAUUAAAAACAUCACGUGCUGCGUUUGUAUGUCGCUGGUGGACAUAUCACCAACGCGUGUCGACCGCGUUUCUUAUAUACAAAUGUGCCACCGAAUAUCGAUAUCGGAAUAUCAAAGUUAUCGACAUCGAUUUUAGUAUUAUAUCGCCGGUCGAAUAAAGUUAGGUAAUUGUAUUCAGUAGGCUUUGUUUGCCACGAACAUCAAUUUAGUAUGUAUUUCUAUGUAUAAGCUUUAAUUAUGUCAAGAACAUUAUGAAGUAUCAAUUAUUACUAACUACUGAGUAUUAGCAUAAAAUGAGUGGAAUGAAAUCAAAUUUUAUUACAUAUAUAGCUAGCUAAAAUCGAUGAACUGAUCAAUGAUCCGUACGCCACAGACCGUGAAAACGUGUGAUAAUAUCAGUAAUGAAACACCAGUGAUAGAGAUAAUUCUCAAAUGAUUGGACCCCGGCCUUAUUGAUAUAAUGUAAUGUUAGGGUUAUCACUAUUGCCUUUACUCCCGGUGCAAGUAAGCUGUUACCAUGUAGUUGAAUAUAUACUUUUAGCGCAUUUCUCAUUAUUCAGACAAUACUUAGUCACGGCGGUGAUGAAUCUUAAACUAGCUGUAGUACAAAUCAUGAAGUCAUAAUGAUUUUAUAUUAAUUUAUGUACAUAUUUACCAAACUUGAGAAAUAAAAGUUACUUAUUAAUUUA